ACAUAGCGAUGUUGCUGUGUUUGCUAAAAUGCCACAUAAUGUUCUCUGCUAAUUCUGUGAGUGUUUCCUCUCGCAGCGGCGCUCCUCGUAACGAUGGCAGACACACGGGCCGAUCCCGCCGCGCAGUCGGAGCUGAUGGAUGAGGACGAGCCCUUCUUCAGUAACCUGGACCUCUUCCUCUUCUCGCUCAUCGCCGGCCUGCUCGUCUACUGGAUCAUUUUCCGCAAAAAAGCCGAGCCCAUCCCGGAGUUCAAAAAACUAGAGUCUACGCCUCAAACAACCAGAGAAACCAGUUUUAUUGGCAAGAUGAAGAAAACGGGCAAGAACAUCGUGGUGUUUUACGGCUCACAGACGGGCACGGGUGAAGAGUUUGCCAACAGACUUGCAAAAGAUGCUCAUCGCUACGGCAUGAAAGGAAUGGCAGCGGAUCCAGAGGAAUAUGACAUGAGUGAGCUCUCCCGUCUGACUGAGAUUGAGAACUCGAUAGCGAUCUUCUGCUUGGCCACGUAUGGAGAGGGAGACCCGACCGAUAACGCUCAGGACUUCUAUGACUGGUUACAGGAGGGCGAUGCCGACUUCAGUGGAGUUAAAUAUACAGUGUUUGCACUGGGAAAUAAGACAUACGAGCACUAUAACGCCAUGGGAAAGUAUGUGGACAAGAGGCUGGCUGAGCUGGGAGCCCAGCGGAUCUUUGACCUGGGAAUGGGAGACGAUGACGGGAAUCUUGAGGAGGACUUCGUGUCGUGGAGAGAGCAGUUCUGGCCGGCUGUGUGUGAACACUUUGGAGUCGAAGCGACGGGAGAAGAAUCCAGCAUCCGUCAGUAUGAGCUGAAGGUACACAGCGAUCUGAACAUGAAUAAGGUCUACACCGGAGAGCUGGGUCGCCUCAUGAGCUUCGAGAACCAGAAGCCGCCCUUUGAUUCGAAGAACCCUUUCCUGGCUGCGGUCACUGUGAACCGCAAGCUCAAUAAGGCUGGAGACAGACACCUGAUGCACCUGGAGCUGGACAUCACAGGCUCCAAAAUCAGGUCUGACGCUGUCUUUCUCUCCUCUCAGGCGCUGUACCAGAGCUGGGUGCUGGACUCCUGCAGGAAUAUUUUGGCUAUUCUGGAGGAUUUGCCGUCUCUGCGGCCUCCCAUCGAUCACCUGUGUGAGCUCCUGCCUCGACUGCAGGCCCGCUACUACUCCAUCGCAUCCUCCUCAAAGGUUCAUCCCAACAGCAUCCACAUCUGUGCUGUAGUGGUGGAGUACGAGACCAAGACAGGCCGGGUCAACAAAGGAGUCGCCACUAACUGGCUGAAGAGCAAGAUGCCAACCGACAACGGACACAAGACCACGGUGCCCAUGUACAUCCGCAAGUCUCAGUUCCGCCUGCCCUUCAAGUCCACAAACCCGGUUAUCAUGGUCGGCCCGGGAACUGGCAUCGCCCCCUUCAUGGGCUUCGUUCAGGAGCGCGGCUGGCUCAAAGAACAAGGUAAGGACAUUGGAGAGACAGUGUUGUACUAUGGCUGCCGUUACAAGAACGAGGACUUCCUGUACCAAGAGGAACUGGAGGAGUUCGAGAAGACUGGGGUUCUGACGGCACUCAAUGUAGCUUUCUCCAGAGACCAGGCCGAGAAGGUGUACGUGCAGCAUCUGCUGAAGAAGAACAAGGAGGCCGUCUGGAGGCUGGUUCACUCCGACAACGCUCACAUCUACAUCUGCGGAGACGCGCGUAACAUGGCUCGCGACGUCCAGAACGCCUUCUACGAGAUCGCCGAGGAGCUGGGAGGACUGAGCCGCGCGCAGGCGGUGGAUUACGUCAAGAAACUCAUGACUAAAGGACGCUACUCGCAGGACGUCUGGAGCUAAUCCAGCUCGCUCCCUUCCCCUUCUGUACAUUCCUGAUGUGUGCUUUCAUUCCUACGAGUCUGUCAUCCUUCAGAAAGAAAACACUGGCACACACGACCUCGUUCUAAAAUGAAUUACCUCACGUGUAGAAUCGUGAUCUUAGCCUACUAAUCAAAUACAUAUGCAUGAGACGUUAUAAUCAAAAAUACGGUCAUUUUUAGUAUCCACCAGACACUGUGCAGAGCUGGAUUAAUGCUGUAGCGCUACUUUGAGACUUAAACUAUGAACUGGAUGAAAGUGGUUUUAAACAU
This is a messenger RNA of Sinocyclocheilus grahami, 2141 nucleotides long. It is a transcript of the gene porb, whose product is annotated as P450 (cytochrome) oxidoreductase b. The coding region runs from base 94 to 1851 and encodes 585 amino acids. The transcript is spliced from 13 exons. The record is from RefSeq and is a predicted model, not a curated record. Gene Ontology annotation, molecular function: NADPH-hemoprotein reductase activity; FMN binding; flavin adenine dinucleotide binding. NCBI's taxonomy places the organism in Eukaryota, Metazoa, Chordata, Actinopteri, Cypriniformes, Cyprinidae. Gene Ontology annotation, cellular component: cytosol. Gene Ontology annotation, biological process: response to hormone.